AUGGCUGCUUCUGCUUCAAUAUGUGCUUUUCUUAAAGAAUCUGGACAUAUAUAUACUAAAAAUGAUGGAUCAGUAUGGAAUAUUACAGAGUUUGUUCAUAAUUUUGAAGAGGUAUCAUUACUUAAUAAAAUAACAUAUGCCUAUAUUGCACCUAUUAUUAUUACUUUUGGUAUUGUUGGUGAUUUUCUUACUGUAGUUUCACUUACACAUCCAUUAUUACGUAAAGCCUCAAUUGUUUAUACAUAUUUAACACUACUAGCAAUGACUGAUUUGUUAUCAUUAUUCUCUGUAAUCCCUAUGAUAUUAUAUUUCCUCAAUAUUCGUUUUUGUUCUCAAAUAGCAGCACUUUAUUAUGCGCAUAUUGGUUUUCCAUUGGUAAAUGCUUUGAUGGGAGCAAGUGUUUGGAUUGUUGUUUGUCUAACAUUAUCACAAUAUAUGGCAGUUUGUCAUCCCUUCUAUCAUGGAGUGUUACGUAAAAGAAAAUGUUGUUACUGGAUGUUUGCAGGAAUAUAUAUAUUUUCUUUUUCAAUAAAUGCUUUAUGGGCUGUUAAAAAAAAUGUUCAUAUUGUUCCUGAUGGUUUAACAGAAUGUACAUAUAAUGUAUGUGAUGGUAGUAUACAAGAUUCAACAUGGUUUAAAAUAUAUGAAUGGAUUCGUGAAUUAGUUACACGAGGAUGUCCCUUUUUAAUUAUUGCCUAUUGUAAUGCAAAAAUAUUAACUACAUAUCGUAAAACAAAAAAAGAACGUCUACGAAGUUUGACAUCACCUCAUCAAAAUAAAAAUAUUCAUGAAAAAUCAGAACAAGAAGAGAAAAGGCUAUUUUUAUUAUUAUUUACAAUUGUUAUUAUUUUUAUGAUUUGUACUAUUCCAGCAGCACCACUAACAAUAUUUGUCUCAGAUGCCAGGCAAAGUGAAUUAGGAUUUCAAAUUUUUAGAGCUAUAACUAAUUUAUUAGAAUUUACCAAAUUUGCAUUAAAUUUUUAUUUCUACUGUUUAAUCAAUCCAGAAAUAAGAAUAAUUUGUUAUCAUAUCGUUUGUUGUAAAAAACUUAAUAAACAGGCAAUGGUUAAAGGGCAACCAGUUACAUUUUAUUCAAGAAAUAAAAAAAAUAUUAAACAUGGAUCUUUGGUUGAUACAAAAAUUUUAACAUUAAAAAAUAAUGGAAAAGGUGAAUUUCUAAGAAGUAAAUCUUUAUCUGUCAACAAUAACAUUAAAAUAAUAAAAAAUAAUUUUGAUACAAUAUCAAUGAAGAAAAAAAAUGAAAAAAAUAAUCCUUUUCCUGUAACAGAAUCAUAUAAUAAAUGUUUCAAGUCUGAUGAAAAAAAUUAUUUAGAAAAAGAAAUUCCUAUAAUGGAUGAUGAAAAUAUUUUGCAAUAG
This is a messenger RNA of Strongyloides ratti, 1377 nucleotides long. RefSeq names its product G protein-coupled receptor, rhodopsin-like family and GPCR, rhodopsin-like, 7TM domain-containing protein. Gene Ontology annotation, biological process: G protein-coupled receptor signaling pathway. Bases 1 to 1377 code for a protein of 458 amino acids. Lineage: Eukaryota; Metazoa; Nematoda; Chromadorea; Rhabditida; Strongyloididae. The transcript is spliced from 3 exons. The record is from RefSeq and is a predicted model, not a curated record. Gene Ontology annotation, molecular function: G protein-coupled receptor activity. Gene Ontology annotation, cellular component: membrane.